Messenger RNA from Annulohypoxylon truncatum, 843 nucleotides. RefSeq names its product yeats family-domain-containing protein. The record is from RefSeq and is a predicted model, not a curated record. The transcript has a single exon. Bases 1 to 843 code for a protein of 280 amino acids. Lineage: Eukaryota; Fungi; Ascomycota; Sordariomycetes; Xylariales; Hypoxylaceae. Gene Ontology annotation, biological process: regulation of DNA-templated transcription.
AUGGCGCCUCCCGCAGGCAAGCGCGUCAAAGGCGUGCAAAUCUACCGACCCUUCAUCUACGGCACGACGGCGCGCCCCUUCAACGACACCGACAACCCGCGGCCGGCGAGCGUGCCCGCCGACCACACGCACUCGUGGCAGGUGUUCGUCAAGGGCGUCGACGACACCGACAUCUUCUACUGGCUGCGGCGCGUGCAGUUCAAGCUGCACGAGUCGAUCCCGAACCACCUGCGGACGAUCGACGCCGAGACGAUCCAGAAGGAGAACGAGGGGAAGCCGCCCGCGCAGCGCCAGAAGGGGUUCGUCGUCAACGAGACGGGCUGGGGCGAGUUCGAGAUCACGAUACGCUUGUAUUAUGACAGUCGUAGUAGCGAGAAGCCGCAGACGCUGUACCACCACCUCCGCCUGCACCCGUACGGCCGCACCGAGGCCGAGAAGGAGGCCAUGCGCAACGGCGGCGAGGUCGUCGCUUGGGUCUACGAGGAGCAGCUGUUCAACGAGCCGUUCGAGGACUUCUACAAGGUGCUCACGACGGGGGCGCGCGACAAGCACGCGCCCGCCGGCGGGAAGGGCAAGGGGAAGGGCAAGGCCGCCGCUCCUCCGACCGAGAGCGGCGGCGGUGGAGGCGAGGUCAAGGAGCGCAGCGCCAUGAUACCGCUUACGAAUAAACCCGGACAGCCGUUCAGCAGGGAGACGGAGCAGCUGGAGAUCAAGCGCCUGAAGGAGGCCGAGGACAAGGUCGAGCAGAUGGUCAGGGAGAUGCAUAAGGCGCUGCGCGAGAAGGAGGCCGAGGCCGCGGCGCUCAAGCAAGCGGCGGCGGCGGCUGCCUCGUCCGGCGCGUAG